AUGUCGUCGUCCAACGGAAUCAAGACGGAAGAUGGCGCCUUCAUCAAGCCCGAGCACGAGGCCGACGAGUUUGAAGAUACGGGCGAGUGUCAGAUGCCGCGGUCAGAGGAGGAGCAACAGGCCUGGCUCUGCAGACUGCCCAAAUGGCUCUGGACUGCCUGGGCUGACAUCGCCGACGACGAAGAGAUUGAAAUCGGCAAAGUGCGCGUUUACAACCAGCCAAACCCGGACGGCACCCAGAAGAUCCAGAUGAAGCUGCACGACCUGCCCAAGCACCGCGAUGUUCCUAAACUCUACGACCUGAGCAGCUCCCGCGGCCAGUACAACAACACCGUCGUCUUCUCCGAGCGCGACCAGCCCGGCUUCAAGGCCUGGAACCCGAACCGUGUGAGGAAGGACACCAGAGGAAUGAACUACAAGGUCAACAAGAACAAGCCCUACACUUCGUCCAUUCCCAGCUUCGUCAAGGCUGAGAUGGCCGUCACCGCCGUCGAGAACGACGAGUACCGCCGUCUGACCGACCGCCGCUUCAUGGAAAUGUUCCAACCCAAACGCACCACCCGCUUCGAGUCCGGCGCCGAUGCAACCGUCCACUCCAACACCCAAGCCAACCAAGCCUUCAGCAGCUUCAUCAAGGCCACACAAGCAAAGAAGCCAGUCAAGAAGCAACAAGAAAAGGCUGUCCGCGUCAGUCAGGAAGAACUCUUCGAUCUGCUCACAGACUGCUUCAAGCAAUACCGCUACUGGUCGCUCAAGGCUCUCAAGCAGCGCUUGCAUCAGCCUGAGGCUUUCAUCAAGCAAAAUGUCGAAAAGAUUGCCACUCUCAUGCGUAGUGGUAAGUUCGCCAUGAAUUACAAGCUCAACCCUGAAUAUGAGAGGACCGUCAACAUCGACCCUACCAACGUCAAGGAAGAAGUCGCCGACGAAGCUGAAGACGAUGAUGAAGAUGACGAAGAUGAAGACGACGACGAUGGUUAUGAGGAUGUCAAGAUGGAAGACUCUUGA
Aureobasidium vineae is the source of this 1005-nucleotide messenger RNA. The record is from the annotation of a GenBank genome assembly. Lineage: Eukaryota; Fungi; Ascomycota; Dothideomycetes; Dothideales; Saccotheciaceae.